AUGUUGUACAAAGAGGGCACCGUGGAUGACAACGCCGUCAAGCAGGCCAAAGGCCAGGUGCUGGAGGGCGGCAACGGCGUGCGGGUCGGGGGCUGGGUGAUCGCCACCCACAAGGGCCCCAUCACACCCGACGUGGAGCUGGAGCGCAUCAAGCGGGAGCUGCACACGCUGGCCGCCCCCGAGCAGUUCUUCGGCGACAACUACCUGCACCUGACGCACGAGGCCAGCGGCACAACCAUCAGCUUCACAGCGCGCGACGCCCUCCAGGGCUGGCUGGACGACACGUCAGGUGCGGCGGCGGCAGGCAGCAGCAUCAGUCCUGCCGCUGCUCCGGCCGCGGGCUCUGCCGCCCCUGCGCACGCUGCACAGACGCUGGAAUACGACUGGACCUACACAACAGCAUACGCAGGCACCGUGAACACAGGCAGCGGCGGCGCCGCCGGCGCCGCCGGCAGCGACCCCCCCAAGGCGGCGGCGCCGCCAGCAUCAGCACCAGCAGGGGCAGCAGGAGCAGCAGCAGGGGCAGCGGCGGGGGCAGCGGCGGACGGGCCUUGCGCCGGCGGGCCGACGGGGGCGGGGCGGUGGGAGGCGACGACGGCGCAGGUGAACCGCGCGCUGCUGACCAGCCGGGACCCCAUCCUGUACUACGAUGAGCUGGCGCUGUACGAGUCUGAGCUGGACGACCACGGCUCCUCGCGCCUCGCACUCAAGGUGCGCGUCAUGCCGCGCUGCUGGUACGUGCUGCUGCGCUUCUGGCUGAGGGUGGACCACGUGAUGGUGCGGCUGCGAGAGACCCGCCUGUUCUGCCAGUUUGACUCGCCCGAGGGCACGGCGACGGUCCUGCGGGAGGUGCAGGUGCGGUACCACGAGGGCAAGUUUGCAGACCUGCGGGCGGCCGGGGCGCCCGCCGAGGGCCCCGCAUACGCAGACCCAGACAGCGCGUCGGCGGCGCUCAUGGCUGUGGCGCCCGUCGGCGUGACGCACUACCGCAUGGAGCAGAUGCGGGUGUAG
Chlorella variabilis is the source of this 1011-nucleotide messenger RNA. RefSeq lists its product as hypothetical. Lineage: Eukaryota; Viridiplantae; Chlorophyta; Trebouxiophyceae; Chlorellales; Chlorellaceae. Gene Ontology annotation, biological process: TOR signaling. Gene Ontology annotation, cellular component: cytosol. The transcript is spliced from 10 exons. Bases 1 to 1011 code for a protein of 336 amino acids. The record is from RefSeq and is a predicted model, not a curated record.